AUGUUUUUCUCUAAGUUUAUUUUUACAGCAUUAAUCGUACAGCAUUAUGGGGUAUCGUCGUAUUUUAUUGCCACUACGAUACUUGGAUUUUUCUAUAGUUCAACGGGUCGAGGCAGCUAUAAUACGCCACUUACUCCUAUUGAAAUGUUAUAUUAUCGAGAAAUUAGAGGCUUCCUCAUGGGCCAAGAACACUUUGACCAAUCAGGAUGUUACAGGCUUUCACGAUUUCUUCUUUACCUAUUGGCUGAGAUAAUGGGCGGAGCUAUGGCUUGGCACAUAGCCAGGACCUUAUGGUUUCAUUCAUUACAGUAUUCGCAAGCACAUAUGGAAAUGUUUGUAAAUAGUCAAAAUAUGUGCUCUAUAGUGCACCAGAGGGAUUUCCUCAUUGUGCUAGCUUAUGAAAUUGCUGGUUGUUUUGCUAUGCGAUCAGUUAUAUCACGAUUACCAGCGGACACACAAAAGUAUCUUGCACCAGCAUUUACGGCCAGUUUAUUCUCUUUUGAAUUAUAAAA
This is a messenger RNA of Cylicostephanus goldi, 512 nucleotides long. The record is from the annotation of a GenBank genome assembly. NCBI's taxonomy places the organism in Eukaryota, Metazoa, Nematoda, Chromadorea, Rhabditida, Strongylidae.